AUGUCGGCUGAAGAAGCAGCAAAGGAAGCAAAACGAGCUGAAAUUGCUGCUCGCGUUGCAGCUGCACAAGCUGAACGUCAGAAGGCUGAGACGCUCAAAGCCUUUCAAGAAGCAAAGAAACAGGAGAUUGAGGAGAAGGGGACGUCCUAUUACGGAGAACACCAGGGCAUUACAUGUGAUGCUUGUGCGGUCGUUCCCAUUUUUGGAUACCGCUAUGCUUGCAAGUCAUGCGCCUCGCACGAUGUGUGCGAGUCCUGCUAUGAUGCUUGGGCGGGCGGAACAGGUGUCAUGCCAAACAAGCUGGCGAAGCAGACGCUCAGUACCAACCCAGUUGACCAUUCGUUCAAACUCUACAAGGAUCAGACCUUCAAGCCUGUUGUGAAGUCAACUGGCGGCCCCUCUGUGAAGUCAGCGCCGAAGCUAAAGCCAAACGAUAAUUGUGCUUGUGGAUCUGGCAAGAAGUAUAAGAAGUGCUGCAUGAACAGCAAGUGA
Symbiodinium natans is the source of this 492-nucleotide messenger RNA. NCBI's taxonomy places the organism in Eukaryota, Dinophyceae, Suessiales, Symbiodiniaceae. The record is from the annotation of a GenBank genome assembly.